Thyridium curvatum is the source of this 789-nucleotide messenger RNA. RefSeq lists its product as uncharacterized. Lineage: Eukaryota; Fungi; Ascomycota; Sordariomycetes; Thyridiales; Thyridiaceae. The record is from RefSeq and is a predicted model, not a curated record. Gene Ontology annotation, molecular function: acyltransferase activity, transferring groups other than amino-acyl groups. Bases 1 to 789 code for a protein of 262 amino acids. The transcript has 2 exons.
AUGCCCUCUACCGAAGACCAGGAGCAGGAGCAGGAGAGCGGCCCGCCGGUACGACGCUCUGCCGCCCCUCCAGGCUUCGACGACCCUGACUCGUGGCGCCACAACUUGACUCUGGACGAGGUCGAGGAGAAGGACAUCGGGCCCGUGGCUCGCGGUGUCGAGAUUCCCGCCAUGGAGAACAGCGCCCUACGAUUGUUGAUGCUACGCGACUCGCUGCCGGACCUCGACUCUGCCGGCCACAGGGAGCUGGAGCGAUGGUACAUCGACGGCUUCGCCGAGGCCGUCAUGUGCGGCGACGGGUACUACCUCAAGGUGUGCAAGAGCUCGUCCGGCAUCCCGGUCGGCCUCGGCGGCUGGACCGUGGACUCGAGCUCGCCCGCAAAGGAUCCUCAAGGCGGACAAGCCCGGCGACGGGCCCGCGACGACCGCCACGCUGCGCAGUACCGGCGCGAUUGGUUCCCGGCGGCGGUGAAGGGCGAGAGGCACCGCUUGAUCAGUGAGAUGCUCAAGCAGGAACGAGAGCGUAUCAUUGGCAACCUUGGACACGUCUGCUGCGUGGACUACAUGGCUGUUCACCCGCUGUUCCAGCGCCGAGGCGUCGGGUCGUGGCUGCUCCAGGAGAUCUGCGACUACGCUGAUGUGCAGGGAUACCCUGCCUAUGUGCUGACGCCGAAGCCUGAGGCGCCGUUCUUCACCAAGUUCGGAUUCUACAACGUUACAAUCUUUGACUCGGAGGUGGGCAGCCUCGUGAGCAUGAUACGAUAUCCUCCCGCUGUUCUCGACGGCUGA